Didymosphaeria variabile is the source of this 642-nucleotide messenger RNA. RefSeq lists its product as uncharacterized. Lineage: Eukaryota; Fungi; Ascomycota; Dothideomycetes; Pleosporales; Didymosphaeriaceae. The coding region runs from base 1 to 642 and encodes 213 amino acids. The transcript has 2 exons. The record is from RefSeq and is a predicted model, not a curated record.
AUGGUCUCCAAGCUUCUCACCAUCUCCGCCCUCGUGGCUACCAUCCUUGCCCUUCCCGACGUCACCCCCAAGCAACUUCCGUCGGGCUGUGCUUCAUAUCCCAACUACGAUGCCGACACCGGAGAGACAGGUAGUUUCGUUGUGAAAGUGGUCGACAGCGAGAACCCAGCAAUUGAAGGAUUCUCCGACACAUCCGAUUAUUCUAUCGGCAUUGGUGCCCAAGGAAGGCCCUACAUGCGCUGGGGAUACCUCACCAUUCCCGUCCGCAAUGACAUCGCCAAGACCAGCCUUAAAUGCUCCGACGCCGUCCUCCACGCAUAUGUCAACACUGAGCUGACCGCCGCUGGUGCACCCACGAACACCCAAUGGGCCCCUCUUGUGCUCUCGCCGUAUGCAAACGAUGGCGUACUCCUCUACAAGGUCGAAGGCGAAGAAGUGGGGGUUUAUGAGCAUUAUGUGGGCGAGGAGAAGCAGCCUGGUCUAUUCCUGGGAGGAUAUGAUAACAGCACGACGUGGGGUUUCACGUACAUCGCGCCGGAUGCGACAUCUACUGAUGGUAAUUACCAGAUGAGGUUGAUCAGGGGGACUGAGGAGGUUGGUACGAACGAGACAAGGGGUUUUGUCAAGAUCCUGGGUUCCUAG